This is a messenger RNA of Arabis nemorensis, 1536 nucleotides long. NCBI's taxonomy places the organism in Eukaryota, Viridiplantae, Streptophyta, Magnoliopsida, Brassicales, Brassicaceae. The record is from the annotation of a GenBank genome assembly.
AUGGAGGUCCUUGCGAGUUCUUCAUUAUCCCCAAUUUUUACUAAGCACAAUCAUAUAAACCCUAAUUUCUCAAUCCAGGUGAAAUUGUGGGUAUCUCAAGCUCCAAAGACUCUGAAAGCUAAGAACUUUAGAUAUGCUCGAAAUUGUAGAGACAAUUCAAGCUCGAGGCUUGUGUUUGUCUGUAAUAGAUUUCUGUGUCUUCUCGAUAGAAAUGAUCAUAGGAAAUUUUCAGGGAAGGUUAUGAUGAAAUCUUCAGUCAAUUUCAGACAGAAUCUCUCUGUUGCUUCAGUUCGAUUAGUCUCUGUUCUUGUCUGUUCUUCUUGUCUCAUCUAUUUCUGGGGUCUUAGUGAAAAGAAUCUUCUCUUCUUAGAAGCUUGGAGAACAACUGAUCGUGCUUAUAUCGAUAAAACCUUUAACGGACAAAGCUGGUUUCGUUACAGAGAGAGUGCUUUACGAAAUGAGUCUAUGAACACUCGAGAAGAGACUUACAUGGCUAUUAAGAAAAUGGUUGCAACACUAGAUGAUCCUUUUACGCAGUCUGGAACUCAAGGAGCGGUCACGGGUGUAGGACUGUCGAUAGGUUACCCCGCUGCAUCAGAUGAGACAUCGGGUGGGCUUGUUGCUCCAGGAGGUCCUGCAAAUAGGGCGGGAGUUUCACCGGGAGAUGUUAUUCUCGGAAUUGAUAAUACAACUAUAGAAACUCUGACCAUUUACGAUGCUGCAGAGAUGUUGCAGGGACCUGAAGGAAGCGUAGUGGAGCUGGCAAUACGCAGUGGACCUGAAACGAGAUUCUUAUCUUUGACGCGAGAGCGAGUUUCCGUGAAUCGUGUGAAGUCGAGGUCAUGUGAAAUACCUGGUUCUGGGAGUAAUUCCCCUAAGAUCGGGUAUAUCAAGCUAACAACAUUCAAUCAAAAUGCUUCUGGUGCGGUAAAGGAAGCAAUUGAGACCUUGAGAGGCAAUAAUGUGAACGCAUUCGUCUUGGAUCUUCGAGACAAUAGUGGAGGUUCUUUCCCAGAAGGAAUUGCGAUUGCUAAGAUUUGGUUCGAUAAAGGAGUGAUUGUGUAUAUUUGUGAUAGUCGAGGAGUUCGAGAUAUAUAUGAUACUGAUGGUAGCAAUGCUAUAGCAACCUCUGAGCCUCUUGCUGUUCUCGUUAACAAAGGCACUGCGAGUGCCAGUGAGAUAUUAGCAGGCGCCUUGAAAGAUAACAAAUGUGCGCUGGUUUAUGGAGAACCGACUUACGGAAAAGGUAAGAUACAGUCAGUGUUUCAGCUCUCGGAUCGUUCGGGGUUAACAGCUCGAUACGAAACACUAGCUCACACGGAUAUAGACGAGGUCGGUGUUACUCCUGAUCAUCCACUGCCAAAGUCGUUUCCGAAGGAGGAUGACGAGGCUUUUUGUGGAUGCCUUAAGGAUCCUGCAGCUGCUUGUUAUCUCAAUCAAGGCUUGCUUUUUUUCCAAAUGACUUUGGUUUGUUCAUACUCUGCAAAAUUCAUAUAUAUGCGCAAAAUUCAUUGGCUCAAGCCUGGGUUCCUUUAA